Messenger RNA from Durio zibethinus, 2278 nucleotides. Its product is annotated as phosphoinositide phospholipase C 6-like. Gene Ontology annotation, cellular component: plasma membrane. The record is from RefSeq and is a predicted model, not a curated record. Gene Ontology annotation, biological process: phosphatidylinositol-mediated signaling; lipid metabolic process; release of sequestered calcium ion into cytosol. Lineage: Eukaryota; Viridiplantae; Streptophyta; Magnoliopsida; Malvales; Malvaceae. Gene Ontology annotation, molecular function: phosphatidylinositol-4,5-bisphosphate phospholipase C activity.
UUUGGAAACCAAAGACCAGCUAAAAUUGGCAAAAGAAAAAGAAAACAUGGUAAUAGAAUAGAGUCCAAUCCUCGUUUACUACGAGAGAACGUUGAGUUCCAGCGAUCCAGCUUGAAAAACUCCUAUUUUCAAGGGCCUGGCAAAACUCUCAAUCUCUCUCCAUUGAAUCCCAAAAAAAAAAAAAACCCACAGAGACCAAACCAAAAAGGAAAAAUCAACACAAGAAACUAAAUAAUGGGGAAGGAGAAGAAGAACGAGAACGUUGACAAUGGAAGCUACAACUACAAGAUGUUCAACUUCUUCAACAGGAAGUUCAAGAUCAACGAGGUGGAGCCUCCUGCUGAUGUCAAGAAGGCUUUUGCCGGAUUCACGGAUGGUGCUUCCCACAUGACUGCUGAGCAGCUCAAAUGGUUCCUGGUGGUGCACCAGGGUGAGGUUGACUCGACCCUGGAAGAUGCUGAGCGUAUCAUCGAACAGGUUGUUAACAGGAGACACCAUGUGACUAGAUUUGCUAGGCACUCGCUUAACCUUGAUGAUUUCUUUCACUUUCUCUUCUUUGAUGAUCUCAAUGGCCCUAUUAAAACUCAGGUACACCAUGAUAUGACUGCUCCAUUGUCACAUUAUUUCAUAUAUACGGGGCAUAAUUCCUAUCUAACUGGGAAUCAACUGAGCAGUGAUUGUAGUGAGGUCCCAAUUAUCAAGGCAUUGCAAAGAGGUGUCAGAGUUAUUGAACUUGAUUUAUGGCCAAGUUCCACAAAAGACGAAAUUCUUGUUCUUCAUGGAAGGACCCUGACUACUCCAGUGUCACUUAUCAAAUGUUUGAUGUCCAUAAAGGAGUAUGCUUUUGCUAGUUCUCCUUACCCUGUUAUUAUAACAUUAGAAGACCACCUUACACCAGAACUGCAGGCUAGAGUUGCUGAGAUGGUCACUCAAACAUUUGGAACUAUGCUUUACUACCCAGAGUCAGAUCGCUUAAGUGAGUUCCCUUCACCAGAAUCAUUGAAACAUCGAAUAAUUAUUUCAACCAAACCCCCAAAAGAAUAUCUAGAGUCUAGGCCCAAAGACAAUUUGUCACCAGGUGGAAAUGGAAUGGGAUUCUCUGAAGAAGAAGCAUCCCCAAAGGAGAUGAAAGUCAAUAUAUCUGAGUCAGAAGUUGAUGAUAAGAGUGAUAGUGAUCAUGAUGAUGAAGACUUCAACGAAUGCAAUCGCAAAUCAGGCCAAACGGGGGUAUCUGCGUACAAGUGCCUAAUAACCAUUCAUGCUGGAAAACCAAAGGGUGCCUUAAAAGAUGCAUUAGAAGUUGCAGCUGAUAAGGUUAGACGUCUUAGUUUGAGUGAACAAGAGCUUGAAAGGGCUGCAGGAUCUUAUGGAUCUGAUGUUGUAAGGUUUACGCAGAAGAAUAUCCUGAGAAUCUAUCCAAAGGGUACACGUUUUACUUCCUCAAACUACAAUCCAACUAUUGGAUGGAUGCAUGGAGCUCAGAUGAUAGCAUUUAACAUGCAGGGAUAUGGAAAAUCACUCUGGUUGAUGCAUGGCAUGUUUAGAGCCAACGGAGGAUGUGGUUAUGUAAGAAAACCCGAUUUUCUGAUGCGGGAAGGACCAUCUGAUGAGUUUUUUGAUCCCAGAACAACAUUGCCCUUGCAGAAAAAGUUAAAGGUGAAAAUAUAUAUGGGGGAUGGAUGGCGGUUGGACUUUAGCCACACACACUUCGAUACAUACUCUCCUCCAGACUUCUACACAAAGGUUUACAUUGUAGGGGUGCCAGCAGAUGAAGCUAAAAGGAAAACAAAGAUAAUUCGAGAUGAUUGGUGUCCUGUAUGGGAUGAAGAAUUCACAUUUCCCUUGACUGUUCCAGACCUGGCUCUGCUUAGGAUUGAAGUACGCGAGUAUGACAUGUCGGAGAAAGAUGACUUUGGUGGCCAGACAUGUUUGCCUGUCGCAGAGAUAAUGACGGGGAUCCGGUCAGUCCCUUUGCAUGACAAAAAGGGAAAGAAACUCCCCAAUGUAAGGCUUCUAAUGAAGUUUGAAUUUGUAUAAAUAGUGUAGAAUUAUCGAUCCAGGAGCAAGGCUGUUGUUAGCUCUUUGCAAAAACCAAAUCAGGUGUAGUCAGGAUAUACAAAGUCAUUGUGACAAGUUCUGAGAAUUCUGAUAUGCUAAAAUGUCUAUGUUCCUUUUGCCCUGUUUUGAAGCAAUGGUAAGAAAUUUUACACACCACUCUUUUGCCAAGCACUUCUGGUUUUUUGGAAGAUUUGAUGGUUGAUGAGCAUUGAAGAUCUUA